Molecule: messenger RNA, 558 nt
Organism: Olea europaea var. sylvestris
Lineage: Eukaryota; Viridiplantae; Streptophyta; Magnoliopsida; Lamiales; Oleaceae
Product: zinc finger A20 and AN1 domain-containing stress-associated protein 5-like
Exons: 1
Coding region: 34-507 (157 amino acids)
Molecular function (GO): DNA binding; zinc ion binding
Source: RefSeq, a predicted model, not a curated record
AGUCAUCUGGUGAGGCAGAGAUCGUAGCCGAUAAUGGAUCAAACGCAAAGCUGCCAACAAGAAACUCCGCAACUCUGUAGCAGAUGCCAGGAAUUUUAUGGAAGCCCACAAAAUCAUGGUCUGUGUUCAAAUUGCUAUCAAGAUUUUCUCAAAGAAAGGAUAGCUAAAUCUGCAGAAACAAUAUGCUUCAGGGAAACAUCUGCUUCCUCCUCCUUCAGCCCUUCAGUUUCAACGAAUUCUUUAAUCGAUCCAUUGGUCGAUGCGACGAAUUCUCUUACACUUAACAACGACGCUAAUCCUCUUCCAAUUGUGAAUAACAGAUGUAAAUCUUGUAACAAGAAGGUUGGAUUAACGGGGUUUGAUUGUAAAUGUGGGGGAAGUUUUUGUGGGAUGCAUAGAUAUCCAGAGGCACAUGCAUGCAAGUUUGAUUACAAGACUCCAGCUAGGGCUAUUCUGAUGAAGGAAAAUCCAGUCUGUAAAGGAGAUAGACUCGUGGAUAGGGCUUGAUUUCGAGAAGGUUCCUUGCAGACAUUCUUGUUAAAUUUGUUCAAACUAGAA